Molecule: messenger RNA, 5433 nt
Organism: Numida meleagris (helmeted guineafowl)
Lineage: Eukaryota; Metazoa; Chordata; Aves; Galliformes; Numididae
Gene: MTMR7
Product: myotubularin related protein 7
Exons: 14
Coding region: 159-2135 (658 amino acids)
Biological process (GO): phosphatidylinositol dephosphorylation
Molecular function (GO): phosphatidylinositol phosphate phosphatase activity
Source: RefSeq, a predicted model, not a curated record
UUUUCUUUUUUUAAUCCUACCUGCGCCAGAAAGCGCGGGGAGAAAUUAUUAUAUUAUAUAUUAAAAAUAUCGAAAUAUAUAUAUUUAAAAGGCCGGCACGAGCGCAGGUGCGCAUGGCUGCUCGCCUGACGUGAGGAGCCGGACCGGCCGCCGCCGCCAUGGAGCACAUCCGGAUGCCCAAGGUGGAAAAUGUACGGUUACUUGAUCGCUUAUCUUCAAGAAAAGCUGCAGUGGGAACCCUGUAUUUAACAGCUACUCAUGUCAUAUUUGUGGAGAAUGGUUCUGAAACUCGUAAAGAAACUUGGGUUUUACACAGCCAAAUUUCCUCCAUUGAGAAGCAGGCCACGACUGCCACAGGUUGCCCACUGCUGAUCCGCUGCAAGAACUUCCAGGUUAUCCAGCUGGUCAUCCCUCAGGAGCGAGACUGCCACGAUGUCUACAUCUCUCUAAUACGUCUGGCACGGCCAGUGAAAUAUGAAGAGCUGUAUUGCUUCUCAUUCAAUCCAAAAUUAGAUAAAGAAGAACGAGAGAAAGGCUGGAAGCUUGUGGACCUCAAUGAAGAAUAUAAUCGGAUGGGUAUUCCGAACAAUUACUGGCAGAUUAGUGAUGUAAACAGAGACUAUGGAGUCUGCGACUCCUAUCCUACAGAAGUGUAUGUACCAAAGUCUGCAACAGCACACAUCAUAGUGGGGAGCUCUAAAUUUCGGAGCCGAAGGCGUUUCCCAGCUCUUUCCUAUUACUGCAAGGAUAAUAAUGCCUCAAUAUGUAGGAGCAGCCAGCCUUUAUCUGGCUUUAGUGCUAGAUGCCUUGAAGAUGAGCAGAUGCUUCAGGCCAUCAGAAAAGCAAACCCAGGAAGUGAUUUCAUAUAUGUUGUUGACACUCGGCCCAAACUCAACGCAAUGGCAAACCGAGCAGCAGGGAAGGGAUAUGAAAAUGAAGACAACUACUCCAACAUAAAGUUUCAAUUCAUAGGCAUUGAGAACAUCCAUGUCAUGAGAAAUAGUCUGCAGAAAAUGCUUGAAGUUUGUGAAAUGAAAGCGCCUUCAAUGAGUGACUUCCUGUGGGGCCUUGAAAAUUCCGGCUGGCUGAAACAUAUCAAAGCCAUUAUGGAUGCUGGCAUCUUUAUUGCAAAGGCUGUGGCUGAGGAGGGUGUGAGUGUGCUUGUUCACUGCUCUGAUGGCUGGGAUAGAACAGCCCAGGUUUGCUCUGUAGCAAGCCUUCUUUUGGAUCCGCAUUACAGAACUAUGAAGGGAUUCAUGGUUCUAAUUGAAAAAGACUGGGUUUCCUUUGGUCACAAAUUUAACCACAGGUAUGGCAAUUUAGAUGGAGAUCCAAAGGAGAUAUCCCCUGUUAUUGACCAGUUCAUCGAGUGUGUCUGGCAGCUAAUGGAACAGUUUCCUUGUGCCUUUGAGUUCAAUGAGAGAUUCCUGAUUCACAUACAACAUCACAUCUAUUCCUGCCAGUUUGGUAAUUUCCUGUGUAACAGCCAGAAGGAGAGACGAGAGCUGAAAAUCCAAGAACGAACAUAUUCAUUGUGGGCUCACUUGUGGAAAAAUCGUGCAGAUUACCUCAAUCCUUUGUACAGACCAGAUCACAGUCAAACCCGAGGAACCCUGCACCCACAGAUGGCUCCCUGCAACUUCUUGUACAAAUUCUGGAGUGGUAUGUACAACCGCUUUGAAAAGGGGCUGCAUCCUCGACAGUCAGUCACUGAUUAUCUGAUGGCAGUGAAGGAGGAGACUCAACAGCUGGAAGAAGAGCUGGCAGUCUUAGGAGAGAGACUGGCAAAUCUUCAAAAAUUGCAAUUAAAUGGUAAUACAGUCAGUAAGCAGCAAGACCGAAGCAAGGAGUUAGUGCUUUCUGCUUUCAACAACAGCUUAGCUAACACUCCCCAAGAGUACAGCAAUGAUCUGAAAUCAUUCCCAUCCCGGAGCCCUUCACAAGGGGAUGAAGAAGAUUCAGCUUUGAUUUUGACACAGGACAACCUGAAAAGCUCUGAUCCUGACCUCUCAGCUAACAGUGACCAAGAGUCUGGGGUGGAAGACUUAAGCUGUAGGUCCCCAAGUGGGGGUGGCUGCUUGCCUAGUGAAGACAGUGGCAAGGAUUCAGAUGAAGCUGUAUGCCUGGCAGUCUGAAAUGCCAUUGCAGCAGCAAGGAUCUAGAUGCAGCUGAGUCCUUCAUGGUCUGGAGUGACAACUUUUAAGAAGUUUGAAGAAUGGGAAUUGUCUGUGGCCUGAAGAAAUAAUCCAAAGAAAGGGAACUGUGCAAUUAUGUAAGUAAAGACUAAGCAGAACAAGCCACUAUUAGUUUUAAGACAUAAUGCUAACAAAAGGUAAUCUCUGAUGUUAUGAAUAUUUAUUUAAGCCAGUGUGGUGUUUCUUUUCACUUUAUCAAUGCUGCACAUAGUUAUUCCUUAUUCUGUACAUUUCCAUAAUUAUUUAUUAUACAAAAUAAUAGUUAUUCUCCAAAAAUACGAAAUUCCAAAGCACUCUAUAUAUGGACAAAGUUGAAGAUUCAUUAGCAUUAGGCUUACUGGUGAAUUAGUCAAAACUUAUUUUUAUAGUUUUUUUGCCUUUGGACAUACAGUAUAUAUAUAUAUUUUUUUUUUUCCCCAUGAGCAGUGUUAUUUUUUUGAACUCCAACAACUAUUUUCCAUUCUCUCCUACUACAAGCCCUUUAAGGCAAUGUAAACCUGGCAAACGAACAUGCUUGCUUAAGGGAACGAAUGCAGCACUGAGCUCAAAGUUGUAUUAAUUAGUAAGCAGCAGCUGCUGCACAUGACUGCAUCCCAUUUAUACUUGAUUCUCAGCUAGCCCUGAAAGUUCAGAAAUUUCUGUGAGCAAAACUUCAAUCAGUUUAACAAUACUUAAAACAAUCUUUGUGGCAAAGAAUUUCUUUAAAAUGAAAGAUGUUAGGCCGUAAAAUUCUAAACGUAAUAAAAAUCCUGUGUCUCAGUUUAUUUUGCCUCCUAUUCAUCAAUGUUAUUUCAGUGGGAGUAAGACACAUACACUGUACAGCCGAUAAGGUGUCCAAACUCACUCAUAAAAAUCAUCUAUGAAAGCACUGCUCUAAAUUCAGAAUUAAAGAAAGGUUACUGCCAUACAGUAAUUCCUAUGAAGAAUAUUUCUUCCAAAUUUUACUGUUCAAAAUACAAAACCAAGAUGUUUUUAUCUGCACACAAAAUUUCUCCUUUUAGCAUUUGCCAACCUCAAAAGAGCAUAGCAAUGCUAAUUUAAGAAAAUGACUAAUUCAAAGAAUUUUUUCUUUUCUAAUAUUAAAGAUGGAGUAGAACAGCACAAUGGAAAAUAAAACUGCAAGUUUAGUUUUAUAAUUUUCAACAGUAGGUACAAUAGUUUUCUUAAUCACAGAUAUAGAAGUAAACCACUUAGGAUGUUUUGAAACACACUAAAAGGCCUCCAGAGCAAGCUGUAGUGUUUCCAAGUCUUUUUUUCCCCCCUCCUAUUAAAGCAAGCAGUUAAAAAUAUAAUUCUUGUGUCUGCUCCUACUGGCUUGGAGGCAAUGAUGUGGUAACGAGCUCCAGUAAAGCAAAGCACGGUAGUAACCUAAGUUUACUUUGAUUGCACUUUGUACUUCUCCUUGAAGUACAGAUUUACGGGCUGAAUUAUAUAAAUAUACCUCAAUUUAGAAGCUUCAGAUUUUAUUAGUACAUUUGCUUUUGUGGGAUGUCCUUUCAUUUUGUUCUAAGAACUUCUUAUUAAAAAUGAGUAGCUAAACUUCAGUAUUAUUAAUAUCCUCUUAAGGAAGUAACUGUUUCUGAACAGCGAGAUUUAUCUUACUGUUGUGUUGGGGAGGCCAGUCCUCAAUUUGAUAAAUCACUGUCAUUCAAUUAAAAAUAGGGCUUUGAUAAAUCACACGCUGCUGAGAAUCUACAGCCUUCUAGUUUUUAAUCUUCAUGGCUUUUUAAUAAAUGAAUAUCCUGAUUUUAAUUGUACUUUUAAAAAUAUUUCAUAUUUUGAACGUAGCCUGUCAAAUUUACAGUAUUAAAAGAGGUUUUGAAUUGGUUUUCUCAAAGUAAAGAAACAUGCUGUGAAGUCAGCAUUGAAAACAGUACUUGUACAACUUUUCUUCCUAAAAAUGAGUUUGAGACUGGGUGAUAUUAUUUCACAUCUUUAAAAUGUAGAAUUGUAUAUCAUGGUAUUGUACCGUAUUAGACAUGCCUAGAAACAAAUGCAGAACAGGAAUAUAUGCAAACUUAAAGUACUAUCUUCAUGUCGCUUAUGCAAUUCCUUGUAACUAGCUUUACACCUGAAAUAUUGACAUACUAACUUUUAAAUGAAGUUUCUGCUUAGCAGUCUGCUGUGAUGCGUCUUUGAAUCCUUGGAAUUUUGCAUUAAUUACUAUUGUUUUCAUUGCAAUGUUAUGUAUUUGUGACAUUAUCAGUGGUGAGAAACACUUCCAAAUAAAUACUUAGGUCAUGUACAGAUUGUUACGUUAUUUCAUAAUCCUGGAUGAAAUUAAGGUUUGCCCUCCUGAUUUUUGUAAUACGAUUCUUCAGGCAUUUUGUCACUGAGGUCAAGGUGGCUUUUUGUUUUUCACACUUGAAUCAAGUUGUUUAAGCUGCUAUCAAUUGACUUGAGUUUCUUACAUGGCAAUCUGUUACAUCCCUUCAAUUUUUCUAGGGAAUGCAGAAUACAAAGGGUGUGAAAACCACACUAUGAACUACUACAAAGCUAGUAAAUUGGUAAUUGAUUCUGAAAAGCUGAGAAAUAAGAUGAAAAAAGUUGGAGGGAACAGCUUAGAGGGAAGGAUCUCACCAAAAGCAAGGAAGAGGGAGGAAAGCUCUUCCUUAAAUUAAGUGAGGGGGCAAACUACGUUCUUCGAAGGUAAGGUCAAGUAAGUUUACAUAGGAAGAAAAGAUGUUUGUUAACACAAAUAAUACAAUAAUUAAAACGGAAAUAACAAAGAAGUGGCCUUUGUCAAGAAGAUAAGAAUUUCGCCAGGAGUACAGCAAACCUGUAUUGAGAAAGGCCAGAAACAUUGCCAGAGAGCUGGGAGACAGAAAAGAAUACUAAAAUAAGCAUUUAACUUAUAUUAUUUUUGACUGCCAAUAAGGCACCAGAAGCCAGCAAAUAAUACUAUUUUAAAAUUUAUUGGUUUUCUAAUACAAAGCAUUCUAUAGAAGAAUUUAACUAAACUUUAUUGAUUCACUAGAACCGGUGACUGAAUUGAAGCAAGGACUGACUUGUUCUUAAGUCUACUGGUUGCUGAAGUAUUCUGAGCCAUGUACUGUUUUCAGUGACUAAAAAUUGCAGUCAUUUUCUUACGGUGUUAUGGUAUUCGCUUAUUACCGGUAUACAGGCUGUCUUUGUACCUUAUUACUAUAUAUAAAUUUGGUCUCUAUGGCUAUCUGACCAAGCCAAAACAUUUAAAAAAGCAUUAACUAGAGCUGCAGUAUGGGUUUUCAAAACCUAU